Miscanthus lutarioriparius is the source of this 3561-nucleotide messenger RNA. NCBI's taxonomy places the organism in Eukaryota, Viridiplantae, Streptophyta, Magnoliopsida, Poales, Poaceae. The record is from the annotation of a GenBank genome assembly.
AUGGCGAACUACCUCGCGCAGUUCCAGACCAUCAAGUCCACCUGCGACCGCAUCGUCAUCGCCGUUGAAGAUGUUAGUGACCUGUGGCUAAAUGUCAAGGAAAGUUUUGAACGACGAGUGCCAGUGAAGAAGGCCUGUCUCAACAACAAGGCAAGGAAUCCUGUUUUCGUUGACAAUCUACCAGCUGAGUUUAUACAAACUACUGAUUCAAGACUACGGAGUCGAUUCCCACAAGAACAAUACUUGUUCUCGUUCCGGGAGCCCUAUGCGACUGUUGUUCUUGUUACUUGUGAGGAUCUUGAUGAAUUCAAGACCAUUCUUAAGCCUCGCCUCAAAUUAAUUGUUCAAAACGAUGAGCGAGAAUGGUUCAUUGUGUUUGUGUCGAAGGCCCAUCCUAGCAAUGAUCAAGCAACUAAGAUGACAAAGAAAGUAUAUGCUAGGCUGGAGGCUGAUUUCAACACCAAAAAGAGAGAAAGAUGCUGCAAGUUUGAUCUCCAUGGAUCAGACAAGGAAUUCUGGGACGAUUUUGACUCUAAAAUGGUGGACUGCAUCAGAAACACUUUGGAUAGGCGGGUUCAGUUUUAUGAAGAGGAAAUACGGAGGUUAAGUGAGCAACGGUUCACUCCAAUAUGGAACUUCUGCAACUUCUUCAUUCUUAAGGAAAGCUUGGCAUUCAUGUUUGAGUUGAGUAAUCUUCAUGAAGAUUCACUCCGUGAAUAUGAUGAACUUGAACUAUGCUAUUCAGAAUCAGUGAACUCUCCAGGGAAACACCGUGAAUUUGGUGGACUAGAUACUGGUGAUGACCAGGCUGUGCUGCUAAAUCCAGGAGCCAAAGCACUUACCCAAAUUGUUCAGGAUGACGUAUUCAGAGAAUUUGAGUUUAGACAAUACAUAUUUGCUUGCCAGGCUAAGUUAUUGUUUAAAUUGUCUCGCUCAAUUGAGGUUGCUGCCAGAGGAUAUGCUUUUGUUGUUGGCUUUUCCAAGACACUAGCCUUGCACGAAUUUAUGAGGCUUGCUUACUUGAUUGGUUAUGGGGUUGAGAUAGAAAAGAGUCCAGUCAACAGUGCAUCUUUAAGCAUGCUACCAUGGCCAAAAGCCAGCUACAUGGCCUUCAAUCCUCCUGAUUCGUCAGCAGAAAUAAUGGAAAAGGAGAAGAUGAUUCUUCAAGUCAAAUCAAGAGAAAAGCUCUUCAGCAUUCACAGGAAACCUCUGCCAUUAGAACCUUCUUUACUUCUACGUGAGGCUAAUAGGCGCAGGGCUUUUCUCUCUGUUGGAAAUCUAUCUGAGCUGUAUGAUUCAUCUGAUGGUUCAGGUUUAGAUGCAAAUUCAAAACUUCCUCCCCACAGAUCUGCUUCUAACUCAAUGACAAGAACAAUGUCAGGUCCAGCAACGUCCGAGACUUCACUGCCAGUUGAUCGUCCCAUGAGAUUGUCAGAAAUUCAUGUUGCAGCUGAGCAUGCACUGAAACAAACGAUAUCAGAUCCUGAUUUUAUGACAUCACUUUCAUCACUAGAAGAAUUUGAGAAAAGAUAUAUGGAGCUUACUAAAGGUGCAGCUGACAAUUACCACCGCUCUUGGUGGAAAAGACAUGGAGUUGUUCUUGAUGGAGAGAUUGCAGCUCUGUUCUUUAAGCAUGGAAAUUAUGACCUGGCUGUGAAAUCCUAUGAGAAAGUUUGCGCUCUCUAUUCUGCAGAAGGCUGGGAAGAGCUGCUGGCAGAUGUUCUUCCUGAUCUUGCAGAAUGCCAGAAGAUUCUUAAUGAUGAAGCUGGUUAUUUGGCUUCUUGUGUAAAGUUACUUUCUCUGGACAGUGGCUUGUUUUCAUCUAAAGAGCGGCAAGCUUUCCAGUCAGAAGUUGUUCAACUUGCUCACAGUGAAAUGAAACAUCUUGUGCCCCUUGAUGUCUCGUCACUAAUUACAUUUGCUGGAAAUGCCGGUCCACCACUAGAAUUAUGUGAUGGAGAUCCUGGUACACUAUCUGUAGCAGUUUGGAGUGGCUUCCCAGAUGACAUCACACUGGAGUCUCUCAGUUUAAGAUUGUCAGCUUCUUCUAGUGCAGAUGAAGGUAUCAAGGCAAUUAAAAGUUCAGAUUCUCAUGUUCUCGUACCAGGUAGAAAUAUCAUCUCUUUUGACAUUCCUCCUCAAAAGCCUGGCUCCUAUGUGUUGGGUGCUCUCACUGGACAGAUUGGCAAACUGUCAUUCAGAUCGCAUGGAUUUUCUCAAGAUGGUCCAGUUGAAACUGAUGAAUUUAUUAGUUUUGAGAAGCCAACAAGACCUGUUUUGAAGGUGAGAAAACCAAGGGCUUUAGUUGAUAUUACACCUGCUGUGUCCUCUGCGUUGCUUAUGAAUGAGCUCCAAUGGAUUGGAUUAAUCGUUAAGUCAAUAGACUAUUCAUUAAAAGGUGGCAUAUUGCAUAUCGAUGCUGGUGCGGAACUUAAAAUUGAGGAGUCUCAGAUGAUUGAAAUAGAAAUUUACGGAAGUGAUAUGGAGUGUGCUAAUUCUGCCAAUGGCUCCAUCGAAGCUGGAAAGGUUGAAAAGAUCCCUAUCGAAAAUGGAAAGAUAAAACUUCCAGAUUGGGCUAGUGAUGUGACUACUCUUGUUUGGUUUCCUGUUCGUGCUAUUGAUGAUACAAUUACCAGAGGAGAAUCCCCAGUGUCUCCUCAGAAACAGAGCGUUGUAGAUGGGAUGAGAAUGAUUGCUCUCAAGCUUGAGUUUGGAGUUUUCCAUAAUCAAGUGUUUGAAAGGACCAUUGCAGUCCAUUUUACUAACCCAUUCCAUGUAAGCACACGUGUCGUGGACAAGUGCAAUGAUGGAGGUCUACUUCUACAGGUGAUAUUGCGUUCUGAAGUGAAGGCCACACUGCAUGUAAAGGAUGUACGGUUAGAUCUUCAAUCUGGAUUUGAGCACUUGGGCAAAGGAGAUGGACGGCCAGCUUUGAGUUUAUUCCCUCUGGUUAUUGCUCCUUCUUCCAAAGCUGGAAUUUUAUUCAUGAUACGGUUAAGUGGUACAAAGGAUGCGGAUGAGGCAGAAAAUGCAGACAGCAUGCUGAAUAUCACUUAUGGGAUAUCUGGUGACAGAACAACUGGAGCACAUUCUCCUAUACCUAUCAAACCUGGUGAUUCUGAAGAGCUUCUGUUCAAGAUCGCACUCAAACUGAAGCGACCUGUCCUGAAUCCGUGUCUGGCAGUUGGAUUCCUUCCAUUUUCUACUGCCUGCCUGAGGGUUGGGCAAUUAGUUAAUAUGAGGUGGAGGGUCGAAAGGCUGAAAACCCCGGAGGAUGCAUCCAUAUCCGUUAACGAAAUACUUUAUCAGGUUGAGGCAAACCCGCAGAACUGGAUGGUUGCUGGGAGGAAAUGUGGUCACGUAUCGUUGUCAAAUGAGCAAGGUUCGAGGAUGGAGAUCACGGUGACAUGUAUGCCACUGGUGUCUGGGUACGUCCACCCACCGCAGCUGGGCCUCCCGGAGGUGGGCGAGGCAAACAUUAGCUGCAAUCCAGCAGGACCUCACCUGGUGUGCGUCCUUCCUCCAGCCCUCAGCACCUCCUACUGUAUACCAGCGGCAUGA